Messenger RNA from Aricia agestis (brown argus), 1985 nucleotides. RefSeq names its product trafficking protein particle complex subunit 12. Bases 73 to 1803 code for a protein of 576 amino acids. The record is from RefSeq and is a predicted model, not a curated record. Gene Ontology annotation, molecular function: protein binding. Gene Ontology annotation, cellular component: Golgi apparatus; TRAPP complex. Lineage: Eukaryota; Metazoa; Arthropoda; Insecta; Lepidoptera; Lycaenidae. The transcript is spliced from 11 exons.
ACACAAGAAAAGUACGAAAAAUCAAUGAAAAUACUUUUCUAAAUGAUUAAUUCAGUAUAACUUAUCAUUAAAAUGGAUAACAAACCAUCAUUAAGCCAAUAUUUUGGUGGCGCAGAAGUGCCACCAGCGUCUCAGUUUUUUGACGAAAUAGGAACAUCUCCGUCGGACAUGAUCCAAAGUGUUUAUUUGGGGGAUUCAGAAGGUAUUCCCACCACUUCCACGAGCGUGUUCUCGUCAAACGCGAGCGUCACUUUUACGCAACAAUCAAGUCAAGAAUUGAACUUCGCGAAUGUUGUACCGACCGUCAGUAGCACCACAUCGAUUCUCGCUUCUAGCUUGCCCGAUCCGUCCACGUUCUUUGACGCUAUAGGACCGGAACCUGUCAUUGUACCAAGCAAGGCACAGAAGACGACCGUACCACCACCCACUGUGCUAACCGAAGCAAUGGAUGGUCUCAGCUUAAAGAACCAACCAGUUGAUAAAGAAGGAGAUAGAAGAAGAGAUGCCUGGAUUCCAAAUGAAGAAGCAAAGAAAACUUUAUUAAAAGCACAAUCAUCACCAAAAGGCUCCUUCUUCCCAGAAAGAGAAGUAUUAACAAUGCCAGGAAUUGUUUUAGAAGAAGAAUUAGCAGAUGCAUUACAAGAAGUAGCAGUGAAGUACCUAGGUGUAAGUUCAGCGGGAAGUCGUGGAGUGGUCAGAGCAGAACAUGUGAGUCGUGAUGAGGCGGGACUGAGGGAGCUGCUGAGGACUGGGUACCUGCGCUCCGCUGUCAACCUCACUGCCACACUUCUAAGCGCAGCUGGUCAAGGUGCUGGUCGCAUGCACCGGCCGACGAAGCACACGGCGCGGUCGCUGCAGCUGUGGCUGACGCGGUUCGCGGUGCUGUGCCGCAUCAAGCUGUACGAGCCGCUCAUGAAGGAGGCCGAGCCCUUCGGGGACUUCAGCAAGCCGGAUAUGUUCUAUCAGUUCUACCCGGAGUCCCACGGUGACCGGUCGGGCAGCCUGGUGCCGUUCUCGCUGCGGCUGCUGGUGGCGGAGCUGCCGGGCCACGCCGGCCGACCGGACCAGGCCAUGGACAGGCUGUAUGCCGUGCUGCAUGUCAUUGACACGAUGAUCGGCAACCUCAAGGAAGGCAAGACCGAGGAUGGCAGUGGGAGCAUCACGGAGGAGGACAAGACAGAGUCGCUGCGGCUGUGGGGCGGCCGCCGCACGCGCGUCAUGCACUCCAUCGCCAACUGCGCCAUCGCGCUUAAGGACUACCGCCUAGCGACGCGUAUACUGUGCGAGCUACGUACGGGCGCGGCGUCGGCGGCGGCGCGGCGCAGUGUGAGCGCGGCGCUAUGUCGGCUGCAACUGCUGGCCGGGCACACGCGAGCCGCUACUACGUACCUUGAGGAGGCCCGUGUAGCGAGACAUCACAUCUGUCCGACGCCCGACGUGCGCGAGUACGUAGACGCGGGACUGAUCGAGGUGGCGCACGGUCGCUACCAGGACGCCUACAACACGUUCCUCAAGGCCGCCGACCAGGAGCCCACCAAUAUCAUGGUGGCAAAUAACCUUGCUGUGUGUCUGCUCUACAUGGGCCGGCUGAAGGAGGCUAUAGCUGUUCUCCAGAAGGCUAUCCACUCGGACCCAGAGCGGGGACUCAACGAGAGUCUACUGGUCAAUCUCUGCACCCUGUACGAGCUGGAGUCGUCCAAGACCAAUGAGAAGAAACUCAACCUCCUGCGGAUGCUGUGCAAGCAUAAAAGUGACACUAUACCCGAUGUGCUCGAGUGUCUGAAGCUUGCUCCAGUAGGUUAGGUCUAGUUGUGAUAUUAUUAUAAUAUGUAUAUUAUUCACGUAAUUAUGCAGGAGAAUUGUAUAAUAUCUAUACAUAUAAAUAAAAUUGGAAUGUCUGUUUGUAAUAUUGAAAGAACCGUCUUUUUCUACAUUCAUAUGAAUGUAAAUAGGGUACAGACACCAAAACAACAUUUUUUACAAUU